Molecule: messenger RNA, 7014 nt
Organism: Sardina pilchardus (European sardine)
Lineage: Eukaryota; Metazoa; Chordata; Actinopteri; Clupeiformes; Clupeidae
Gene: ar
Product: androgen receptor
Exons: 9
Coding region: 552-3146 (864 amino acids)
Biological process (GO): positive regulation of transcription by RNA polymerase II; male gonad development; nuclear receptor-mediated steroid hormone signaling pathway
Cellular component (GO): nucleus; chromatin
Molecular function (GO): nuclear receptor activity; estrogen response element binding; zinc ion binding
Source: RefSeq, a predicted model, not a curated record
CUGCAGAUCUGUACACUGAAUAGCAAAUGCAGACGGAAACACCAUGGAAGUUGCUUAAUGGUUAAAAACGAUAGGAUCAUGGGUCAAGUGCAGAGAGUUGUUGUGACGCUUCCACAACAAUAACACUGAAAGGGAAUCGGGAUAGCCUGGCACACUUCAGUCCGGGGCAGGGAAGGGAGACACUUCAGUCCGCUUUUAAUGGGAAGGAGCAACAAGCGGCAUCGCACAAACCGGUGGCCUGGGCAAGCUGCAAGAAGCCAUCGUUCAAUUCUGAGGGUGAAAAUAGACCUACAGUGUAUAUGAGACAUGAAAUACUAAGUUUGUUUCAGUUUUUUACUGGAAAAAAAGAUUUGUGACCGACUUAUGUGGUUCAUUUUUUGUUUAUUUUCUAACACAAUGUUAACCUACAGUUGGUAUGUCAAAACGUAUUCGCGUUUGGCUAAGCCGUCGUGACUGACACAUGGAAAUCUCGUCGGCUACUAAUGAGUGACGUUACGCUGGGACCUUUCUGAAUUACGGCCUAUCUAAGCCAGCGAGUGCUGCUUUGGACUAUGGAGAUACCGGUUGGAUUAGGAGGAGUUUGUGACUCCCCUAACACAUUUUUUCGCGAAUCUUAUUCAAAUCUUUUCCACAACGUGCGAGUUGCGCGGAAUAGCACUGUCGUCUCCGAAAAAUUGGAUUUGGCAAGUUCAAAGUGCAGUUUCUUGCACCAAAUACAGUCGCGAGAAAUGCGCCAAACUAACAUGCAGCCUUCCUGGGAAGACACAUGCUCAGGGACUGCAUAUCUUUCUAAAUAUGAAGUGACCGCGAACGUGGGAAGUGCACAAACAACUGUCGACGUUGUCGGGGUAAGUCGUGAUGAUGUUGCUCAAAACUCCACAAACACUGAAGAGAAGUUGUCGGAUACCGCUGAUGAAACUGAGCGCGCCAGUGACAGGGAGUUUGCUGCCUGUCACUCUAAUUCGCAUUCACUUAGCACAGACCUCCACUGCUGUAGAGCAGCCUCGGUUCGUCACACACCCAAGUUAAGUCCUAACGGUGACGCAUGUGUGGGGAACAGUUCUCCUGGUUCUACAAACACGAGCAUCUCAGACACAGCGAGGGAGCUGUGCAACGCGGUCUCCGUGUCAUUGGGGCUGGCCAUGGAGUCGAGCGAGGUGGGUGAUCUGGGAAACUAUGCACCGCCAAUUUCGUCCGAACAAAGUGAAGGAAACUUGGUCGAGGUGUCCUUACUGGACAGUGGGACUGGAGGUGGACCCGUAGCUGGCGCGCUCACGACAGAGUACAGAAAUUCUACGAGAGACGAUUCAGUUGUCGGUAUGUUCAAAACUAGGCCUACACAUGUGAACUAUUUGAGAGGGGGAGUGGAAACCUUGCAGGACCUCACACCCUCACGCGCGGGCCGGUCAGAAGAUGAGUUUGGACUGAGAGCAACCUGCGCUGACUUUGCUAAAGAUGCAAGCGUGAUCAUGGAUCAUUGUAGGUAUCAGUUUGACCAGAUGUUGCCGAGCAACUUGACAAACUUUAGUUCCGCUGAGCCACUGUCUGCGCGAUCGACCAUCAGCCCGACACAGGCUAUCUACAAGUCUUCGGUCCACAGCUCCGAUGUUGCAGACACAGCGGAAGAAAAACAUUACUCAAAUCAUUGCAACAGGAAGAUCAAGACCGAAACGGUGACCUCAGAAGUUUUGGGGUACCCGUACCGAUAUGCCGAGAACCGUAACGCGCCGUAUGGACAUUAUCGACAGACCAUGCAUCCAUAUUGCUCACAGCCCGCAUUCAUACCUAAACCAUAUGACUAUGGUGGGCUGAUGGCUCGGGAGAGGGCGACUUCAGAACAGUGGUACGCCAGCGGGAUGCUGUCCCGAAUGUCUUAUCCAACAUCUGGAUGCGUAAAAAAUGAUGUUGGGCAGUGGCUGGACAUGUCAUCAUAUUCCGACGGCAGGUUUGAUGCAGGCCGUGAGCACAUGUUCCCCAUGGAGUUUUUUUUCCCACCUCACCGCACCUGUCUCAUCUGCUCAGACGAGGCGUCGGGCUGCCAUUAUGGAGCUCUCACCUGUGGCAGUUGCAAGGUGUUCUUCAAGAGGGCAGCAGAAGGUCAGGCAGCGGAAGGUAAACAGAAGUAUCUUUGUGCGAGUAGAAAUGACUGCACCAUCGACAAACUGCGGAGGAAGAACUGUCCAUCCUGCCGGCUGAAGAAAUGCUUCGAAGCAGGCAUGAGCCUCGGAGCCCGCAAGCUGAAGAAGAUCGGCCAGCUGAAGGGAGCGGAGGAGGAGGAGGGCGCGGGGGCCCAGGGCCCCAGCACCGAGGCCCCCCAGGUGGUGUCCCCCAAGCCCGCGCUCUCCUUCCACUCCCAGGCCGUCUUCCUCAACAUCCUGCAGGCCAUCGAGCCGGAGGUGGUCAACGCCGGCCACGACCACAGCCAGCCCGACUCGGCCGCCGCGCUGCUGACCAGCCUGAAUGAGCUCGGCGAGAGGCAGCUGGUCAAGGUGGUGAAGUGGGCCAAGGGACUGCCUGGGUUUCGUAAUCUCCACGUGGAUGACCAGAUGACUAUGAUCCAGCAUGCCUGGAUGGGGGUGAUGGUGUUCGCCAUGGGCUGGAGGUCCUACAAGAACGCUGAUGCCCAGAUGCUCUUCUUCGCUCCUGACCUCAUCUUCAACGAUCGGAGGAUGCACAUCUCCAGUAUGUACGAGCAGUGUGUGCAGAUGAAGCACUUCUCCCAGGAGUUUGUGCUCCUGCAGGUGACAGAGGAGGAGUUCCUCUGCAUGAAGGCCCUCAUACUCUUCAGCAUCCUUCCGACGGAGGGUCUAAAGACUCAGCGCUAUUUUGACGAAUUGCGUUUGACCUACAUCAAUGAGCUGAAUCGCUUGAUAAGUGACACCAGGACGACUAACUGUGCCCAGCGCUUCAGCCAGCUCACCCAACUCAUGGACUCCCUGCAACCGAUUGUCAGGAGGCUUCACCAGUUCACCUUUGACCUGUUUGUCAGGGCACAGUCCUUGAACACCAAGGUCAACUUCCCUGAGAUGAUGGCCGAGAUCGUGUCCGUGCAGGUGCCAAAGAUCCUGGCCGGCCUGGCCAAGCCCAUUCUCUUCCACAAGCCGCAGGCGUGUGAGGUCAGCAUGGGCUUUUCAGACUCACGUUGAGUUCUGCUGCCCGGAGAGAGAGGCACACUGUAGGAGCCCAGAGACAGAUAUGCUCACACACACACACACACACACACACACACACACACACACACACACACACACACACACACACACACACACACACACACACACACACACAGAGCCACACACACAGCCACACACAUAUACAGUACAUACACACACACAUGCACACACAUACAGUCUCUCUCUCUCUCUCUCUCUCUCUCUCACACACACACACACACACACACACACACACACACACACACACACACACACACACACUCACACUCACACACAGAGCUACACACACACACACACACACACGCUCAGUUUUCUUUGCUCCCUUUCUUGCUAUUCAGACUUCCUCAUCUUCAUUGUCCACUAUAGCCCCUUUUUCUGGGAAGUGAAUAUCCUUGGAGAGAGGAAAAAAAACUACUGUACCUAACAAAAUACCCGAGCCCAAUUUGAUCAUUGCAGUAGAUGGUCUCCUUAAAAAAUGAUGGAGGACAUUUUCUCACAAGACAAGAUAGGUCAGGACAGAACAGUUAGUUUUAGAGGGAAAUGAAACCAGGAGAAGGACACUUCCUCACGUUGAUUGCUACACCCUGCAGAUAGAUGAAAGCCUAGAUGUAGAGAUGCCUAUGCAGUGUGUGUGUGUGUGUGUGUGUGUGUGUGUGUGUGUGUGUGUGUGUGUGUGUGUGUGUGUGUGUGUGUGUGUGUGUGUGUGUGUGUGUGUGUGUGUGUGUGUGUGUGUGUUUAUCUGAUGGAGUUUUAGUAGGGGUGUAAAAGUACACGUAUUCAUAACGAACCUUUUAGGUACAGGACGUUAGGUUCAAUGAAGAUGUGUACUGAAUGUGCUGAAUUUAGUCUGUAACAGUAAUCAACAGACUUUUGUUGCUCGCAGAUCAUGUUUCAAACACAAACAUACAGUGGCAGACCACAUGUCAGUUUACUUUAGUCAACAACUUAAGAAACAGUUGACACCUUUUCAAAAUGCUAUUCCAGCUGUUGUGUGUUGAGCAUCAACACUAUCAGUGAGUGUUAGGCUAGCAGUAGCUACAGGAUUACUGUGCCGAAAAUGAAUAUAAAUGGUCAGAUGGCUCCUCUUAGCUCCGCAUUUAUAAGUAAAAAAAAACCCCAGAGUAGUGGGGAGAUAUUUCACACUAUACCAGAAGUCCAUGGAUACUUCUCCCUCACUUGUACAGUACAUGCAUGUGAUUUUGUAGAUAUUGACUGAUGUAAAGUAUGUUUCACCACUUCUAACACACUCUUAAUCAUCAAAAAUCAAGACAUUUUGACCUGUAACUGCAUGGCGACUUUUGGUGAGCUUUUUACCUGUUUUAAACAGAUUUAUAGCUGCACAUAUGAGGAAUUAAGUAUCUCAAUCUCACUGAAACAAACAAGAAACACAAACAAGUGCUUCAUGUCUUGUUAUUGAGGGAUGUUAAAUUAUGCAUUUGUAAACACCUUUUAAUCAUGUUUAAACCAGUGGGUGGUUCAUGUGCACUAUACUGUGUUUUUUUGGUGUAAAUAAUGAUUAUGUGUGGUGUUAUUAUUUGUGUUUGUGUUUCUACCACUUUUGUUUUAAACGCUUAUGUAAAUACUUUUUUAUGACAUGUUUCAGUAGUAGCUGCAUUUUGUUUCUUGUUAGUUUUCAUCAUCACAGUUUAUUUUUGUUCACAUAUACCGUAUGAUCAGAUUGUUUUUGGUCAUCUUUGCACCAGCAAUAACUAUUGCAUGAUAUACACACAUCUCUUUUUAAAUAAGCUGAUACUAUUGAAAAUCUCAACAGACUGGAUAUAGUAGGUUUUGUAUAAAGAACAUACUGGCAACUAAAAAUGGUGCUUUUCAUCAUACAUUUAAGUACUAAUUGAUCGUUAAUUGUAUUCUGUUCGAUUGAAAUCUUCUUAAGUCAGCCUGCUCCUCUUUCAAUGGUCCAAUUAGUGCAUCAAUCUACAGUCUAUUGGACCCUCCCUGUCAUUCUCCCAAGAUGUGCAGAAAGCUACUUUAGACCUUUGAAGUGUCAUCACUCAGAGAGGUUCUGGGUGGGGUAAGAUCGGCAGAGGUAUAGAUAUAGAAUGUGUUUCGGUGUGUGCGUGUGCGUGUGUGUGUGUGUGUGUGUGUGAGAGAGAGAGAGAGAGAGAGAGAGAGGGUGACGAGAGAUGACAACUUACACAGAGGAGAAAAGUGAAAUGCAGGGCUGUGAGUUUGUGGAGACUAUGAAUACACUAGCUGUAUGCAGUGACACCCAGUUAUGUGCACAUUCUUUACUCUACCAUACUUCUCCUAUUCUCUACAACCCAAAAUGAAUUUGAAGGUCUCUCUGUUAGCCCGUUGCUCUACAUACGUCAAAUGUUGCUGGUUCUUUUGGUUUAUUUAUAAAGUUUAAAUGCCAUCCUUUAUUUGCAAUUCAAUGAGGUCAAACUAAACACUCAAAAUCGUAGUUGUGGCCAGAAUUGAAAUGCAGUCAGUUUAGUUAUGUGAGAUGUGGUUUGUUUGUUUCUUUGUUUUUUUUGGUAAGGAUUGCACAUACUCUAUAAUUCACAAGUGCACUCUUUACUAUUUAACAAACAUUUCUAAUUUAGCAGAAAUGACGAUUGUACAAUCAACAUGCGCAGCUUGAAAAAUGUGAAAAGAUGUUGUAUAUUGUCAAGUGACUAGUUAGUCUUCGGCACAACACACUGACACUUGUCUGAUAAAUCGAACAAAAAGAUUUGCGCAGUGUUUGUAAGUUGCCUGUAACUGUAACUGCUUCUAGCUUAAGUUCUGUAUAAUUGUAACCAGACAGUAAUUUUGCAGUAGGUUCAUAACCAACGUGGACAAACACGUACCAGGAAGAGUAGGUUUACCUUAAGGUCUAUAGCAAGCUAACAAGACACGAUACAUUGUACACUUUAAGCCACGGUUAAAGUAACAAAAAAGUUAGGAUAUUUUCUAGCUACAUACGCAAGCAAUAAGAUAAUUUUUUUGUCAAAAAUGUUCUCAUAAAAUGCCUCAGUGCCUCUCUGAUAUAUUCAGUCAUGGGAGGCAGUAGGAUCAGGUGAUUUUCAGCUUUUUGAAGAGCAUUAUAAUUGUGAACAAAACAUGCUCUUGUAAAUUUCAGAUUUGUAUUGUAGGCCUACCUGUAGAUUGUACUCUCUAUAGUCCAAAUUAAUACACAAACCAGUAUAUAUCUGAAUGUAAACUGAUUUAUUGUAUAAAUCAAAUUAGAAAUGGUUUAUAUUUAAACAUAUACACCAUAACAACAACAAAAAGAAUGCACUGUAAUUCCAUACAAUUUGGGACAUUUGUACCUGAAAGUAGUUAUCAGUAAGGCUUGGUGAGUUUUUGUAAAAACUGAUGUGGGUUUGCCAUUUGUACAGAUUAAUUUUAUUUGGUUUUAUCAUAAAAAGCAACAAAACAAACUAACGACAACAACAAAAGAAAAACAAUGGUUGUGUAAUGACUAAAACACUUUUUUCUGUCGUUACUUAAAUGAUAUAUGAAACUGAUUAGUAUUGCAUUUUUAUAAUGUAACUUCCGCACUGUGUAUAAUUUAUGUUUUUGUGUGUUUUUGUGUUCUCUUGUGUUUGCAGUUCUAAAGUGUUUUGUCCAUUGAAACUACAUGGAAGGAAAUUCUUGCUAUACAAAUGACAUUUCUUAUCCAACCUUUGUAUGUUUAUAGUCUCUUUGCAGUGAACACUGUGUAUGUAUGUAUUGAUUCCACAUAGAUGUAGUUAAGUUGCAUACAACUGCCAGGUCCCUUAAUCUGUUCAUUCGUACCACUAGCAGUUGAGGUGAUCCAUUGCUGUGUUGACUUGUCUUGUACAUCAAGAUUUUUAAUGUCUUUAUUGUUGUUUGCAUUUAAAUAAUAAAAAAAAGA